Messenger RNA from Hymenoscyphus albidus, 1569 nucleotides. NCBI's taxonomy places the organism in Eukaryota, Fungi, Ascomycota, Leotiomycetes, Helotiales, Helotiaceae. The record is from the annotation of a GenBank genome assembly.
AUGUUGGCUCUGCCCUUCUUCUUUCUAGGCGGCCUCGCCGUCUUGGGCUUCAUAGUAUUCUAUGAUAAAAGACAUUCUAAGAUUUUACCAUUCCCACCUGGACCAAAACCACUGCCGAUAAUCGGCAACCUUCACCAAGCACCAACUCAUUAUCCAUGGAGAAUCUUUCAGCAAUGGGCAAAACAGUAUGGACCAAUAUUCAAGCUUCAAUUCGGACCCAGUACCAUUAUCAUGCUCAACAACCAUGAAACAGCUCAUGACUUGCUUGACAAGCGAAGCAGUAUCUACAGUUCCAGACCUAGGGUUGUUAUGGCAGCAGAGUGCUUGGGCCGCGGAAUGCUAACGCUUCUGAUGCCAUAUGCAGCUCAAUGGAAGGCGCACCAGAAACUCCAGAUGCAUGUCCUCAAUGUACGAGUCUCUCAGACUUACUGCGUCCUUCAAGAUCUCGAAAGCAAGCAGCUCCUGUUCGAUAUGCUAUCUACAAACAAAUUCACUGAUGGAUUUCGACGUUACGCAGCUGGUCUUGUUUUCGCACUCGCUUAUGGCAAAAGAAUCUCCGAUACGAAUUCACAAGACUUGAAGGAAUUAGACGAGGUUAUCGAGAACACUCUGAGUACACUACAACCCGGAUGGCUUGUCGACUUAUUCCCUAUGCUCAACAAGCUCCCCAAAGUUUUAGCUCCCUGGAGGAGAUUAGGGGAUAAACUUUUCAACACUGAGUCUCAUAUUUGGAGCAAAAACUUCAACAACGCCAAAUCUUCACCCUCUUGGAAUUGGUCCAAGGAAAUUCAGAGCGUGAACAAGGGACAAAUGUCACCCUUGGAAUUGGCGUACGAUGUGGGAAUUGUGUGGGAGGUCUCAACCGAUACAACAACUAUCGCACUCGAGGUUUUUGUUCUUGCUGCAGUCCUCCAUCCUCAUAUUGUCAAAAAGGCACAAGCCGAACUUGAUCGUGUUGUUGGACAAGAGAGGCUACCUAAUUUCAGCGACAAGGACAAUCUGCCAUACAUUCAUGCUUUCAUGCAAGAGGUAUUACGAUGGCGACCGGUAGCUGCUGGCGGCGUACCCCAUGCUGUGACCGAAGAAGAUGAAUAUUUGGGGUAUCGUAUUCCAAAAGGAGCAACAGUAAUCGCCAAUCAAUGGUCGAUCGCUCACGACGAGAACAUUUUCCCCAACCCGGAGAGCUUCGAGCCCGAACGGUGGAUUAUCGAUCCAAAUCUUCCUGUCGUAGCUUUUGGCCAUGGCCGGAGAACAUGUUUCGGUCAGCACAUUGCGAAAAACUCUCUAUUCAUCAUCACCGCACGUUUCUUGUGGGCUUUUGAUAUCACAUGCGCAUUUGAGGAGAAGUAUGGUCAUAAGGUUUGGAUUGUUCCGGAUCCUUUGAACAUGACCCAAGGAUUUAAUUCAAAACCGGAAGAUUUCAAGGCAGAGUUCAGUCCUAGGAGUUCGCAGGCUGAGGAGGUAAUUAGAAGAGAGUGGAAGAUGGAAGGAAAGGAUAUUAAUGUGAUUAUGGAUCGUGUACAACAGGAUCAAGCUGCUCAAAGGGGAAAGGUUGCUCAGAAAGUCUGA